Ostrea edulis (European flat oyster) is the source of this 2195-nucleotide messenger RNA. Its product is annotated as ankyrin repeat domain-containing protein 17-like. Gene Ontology annotation, molecular function: protein binding. Bases 137 to 1948 code for a protein of 603 amino acids. The transcript is spliced from 2 exons. Gene Ontology annotation, biological process: intracellular signal transduction. NCBI's taxonomy places the organism in Eukaryota, Metazoa, Mollusca, Bivalvia, Ostreida, Ostreidae. The record is from RefSeq and is a predicted model, not a curated record.
UCCUCUGGCCAAUUUGUGAAACCGGAAGUAACUUCUACAUAAUGUAUACAAAUAACAGAGAUAUACAGAGAUGAUAAACCAGUAGUAAUCUACAUCAUGGUUUGAGACUGGGAAGCCAGAACAAAGAAGCUGCUCGAUGUCAAGUCUUCAAGAGGCUGUUGUGGCUGGAGAUGAAAGAAGGGUCAAAGACGUUCUACAAACCAGCCACCCGACCAAAGAACAGCUGAAGAGUUGUCUGUUCUUUGCCUGUGGGAGCGGCAAAGCGAACUGCGCUGCCCUGAUACUAGAGAGCAGCAGGUUCUCUCCCGAUAUCCACAAUGAUGAGGAGUUCACACUCCUCACCCUCUCCACCCGGGGAGGUCACGCGUCAGUCGUCGAAAUGUUGUUGCGUUGGGACAGUGACGUCAACAUGGCUGGACCCAUGGGUAACACACCUCUUCAUUACGCGUGCAGUGAGGGCUACAUAGAGUGCUGUAAUAUGAUAUUAGCUGCAGGAGCUAGUAUUAAUGCGAAAAAUUCUCGCACAGAUACACCACUGAUUGUGGCUGCCGCAAACGGGCAUCUUGGGGUCGUCCGAUGUCUUCUGGGGAAAAAUGUCUCCGUGCGCCGCCGUGGCUACCAUGACAGAACUGCCCUCCACUGUGCCACGGAAAAUGGCCACAUGGAAAUUUGUCGUUUAUUACUGGACGCUAAGGCUGACCUUGAAGAGGAGGACACGUUCGGGAAUACACCGCUGGUCUGUGCAGCGGAAAUGGGCUACGUGGAGGUUAUGAGAUUAUUACUAUCGUAUGGUAGUGACGUCAAUCGCAUGAGUCAUAGCGCAGCAACAGCGCUUCAUUUUGCUGCACAACAUGGCGAUUUGGAAUGUUGCCGUUUAUUGCUUGACGCACGCGCAGAAAUUGAUGCCCAGGAUAUACGACGCUUUACGCCAGUCAUGAUGGCAGCAUUGUAUGGCCAUGACCAUAUCGUUAAUUUUCUGAUCGAAAGGAGAUGCAACGUCAACAUGGCAGCAUAUAAUAAACGAACGGCGCUCCACUGGGCGUCAGAACGAGGUAGCCUCAAGUGCUGCGAGGCUCUUUUGAAGUCUGCUGCAAAUAUUGACGCCCCAGACACUCUGGCCUGCACGCCAAUUUAUAACGCCGCUGUGAAAGGACAAACAGAAGUGGUCAAUUUUCUCAUAAAGAAAGGCGCGGAUCUUCAUAAACGACCAAAUAAUGGCAAUUCGUUGUUGCAUUUUGCAGCUACCGGUGGAAGUGUUCCGUGCUGUCAAGAAAUAAUGCGGGCGGGAUUUGACGUCGACAUUCAGAAUCAGGAUGGAAUGACUCCAUUGAUAUCAGCUGUAAACUACAAACAAAUACAGGCUGUGAAAUUUUUCCUAAAUGCUGGCGCCAACACCAACGUUCGAGGUCUGCACGGCAUGACGGCACUUAACGAAGCUGUGUUUUACAACAGCCCGCAGCUUGUUGCCAUUUUGUUGGAACAAGGAGCGGAUCCCAACAUUGGAGACGACGCGGGAACGUUACCGCUAUGGUUCGCUGUAGAUGGAUUCAGCAUAGAAUCAGUGAAACUUCUCUUACGGGCGAACUGCAAGUUUGAUACACAAUCUUCUUUGAGUAAUUACUGUGGACCAUGCAACCCAAUCGAACACUCGGUCCAUAAAAAAAAGGAGCAGGUGCUCCGCUGGUUGGUCAGUGCGUACUGUGAGGAAGCAGUCAAUAUUUUACGGAAACACUUGCCAGUGCUUGAGAAAAUGUCUACUGUAGAAGAAGGUAUGAAAACUCAAGUUCGUGAAAUAUCGAGUUCUCCAAGAACUCUAAUGGAACACUGUCGAAAAAAUAUCAGACAAACGUUUGGAAGUGGUGGGCAAAUCCAAGACAAAAUUAAGCUUCUUAAAAUGCCAACAGCACUGAGGGAUUUCCUUUUGUUUUCCGAUUUUGAUAUCGAAUGAAUAACUAGUCGAGCAUCUUUUAUACUAGUAUAUAUCAUUAUUUAUUUAUUCUCAAUAUCUAUGCUUUUAAAGUUUUUAUCUAUUUGUGUUUUAAUUUUGCUCACUUUUACACGAAUACAUGUUGUGAGAUUGAAAUAUUUAACUUAUUAUAUUGUAUUUAUAUUAACUGUAUUAUAGUAAGACCAUUCUUGGCUUUAGCCUCUCAUUUUAUAGAAGGUAUUAAAGAAUAAACAAAGCAUGCACAGCA